Molecule: messenger RNA, 1453 nt
Organism: Camelina sativa (false flax)
Lineage: Eukaryota; Viridiplantae; Streptophyta; Magnoliopsida; Brassicales; Brassicaceae
Product: cinnamoyl-CoA reductase 1
Molecular function (GO): oxidoreductase activity, acting on the CH-OH group of donors, NAD or NADP as acceptor
Source: RefSeq, a predicted model, not a curated record
ACAAAUCUUAUGAUUUUAUUUUUGAUCGAUACAAAAAUUCAUUUAGUAUUUCAGUGUCUGUAAAAUCUGAAGUUGCAAUCUUUAUCCAUCUCAAUUCCCUCAUAUUUAUACGCUAGCUACUUGAGUUAAAGAUGAUGAGUUGUUAAAAUCAGAUGCCACUUGUGUAUAAAUACUUUGAGAUCUGUUUUUCUCUUUCGUUCACUCCAAAGAGCAUCUUGAAGUUGCUAAAGAGAACGCCGCCAGCCAAUGGCUGAAAAGCAAAAAGUCGUCUGUGUUACUGGCGCAGGAGGGUUUAUUGCUUCAUGGCUCGUUAAGUUUCUUCUCUCUGGUGGCUACACUGUCCAUGGAACCGUUAGAGAUCCUUGUGAUGAAAAGAAUGACCAUUUGAAGAAGUUGGAUAAAGCUGCUAAGAAUCUGAAACUUUUCAAGGCAGAUUUGUUUGAUUAUGAAGGUCUUUCUUCAGCCAUUGCUGGUUGCUCUGGCGUUUUCCAUAUCGCUUCUCCUGUGCCUUUUGAAGGAGUUCCUAUCACAGAGGAAGAAGUGAUUAAACCAGCUCUCACUGGCACCAAGAAUGUUCUAGAAGCAUGUACUGAAGCUAAAGUGAAGAAGGUUGUGGUUGUGUCAUCAAUUGCUGCAGUUGUUUACAACCCAAAAUGGCCUCAAGAUGCUGCCAAGGACGAGGGUUGUUGGUCCGACACUCAAUACGUUUACUCACUUGAGGGUUACUGGCCUUAUUACUAUCUUGCCAAAACGUUAACGGAACGUGAAGCUUUAGAGUGGAGCAAGAGAAACUUAGCUGAUGUUGUUACGCUCUGUCCGUCUGUCACCAUAGGCCCUAGGCUUCAAUCAAGGCUUAACUCUAGUAGUUUGGGGCUUCUCAGAUUUAUAAAAGGCGGUAUAAAAUCCUUGUUGAGCGAUGAACUGUAUCUUGUGGAUGUGCGUGAUGUGGCGGAUGCGCUUUUGUUGGUGUAUGAAAAUCCAAAAGCAAAAGGAAGAUACAUUUGCAAUUCUCAUUCACUAUACACCGAUUCUCUAAUGGAGAAACUCAAGAAUAUGUAUCCUAAACGCAACUUCCCUGAAAGUUUCACGGAGAGCACAGAGAAGGAGGUGAAGGAAGUAAGGCUUCUAAGCUCAGAGAAGUUGCAGAAUUUGGGAUGGAAGUUUAGGCCAUUAGAAGAAACCAUUGAUGAUUCAGUGGUGAGCUUUGAAGCAUUUGGUGAUCUUCCAAAACCAUACUAAAGCUUUACUCACAGAGUCAAAGUGUCUGUUUUUUCACUCUUUAGUAGUACUUCUGAAAUAAAGUAAUUCCAUGAAAUGGUUUUGGUAAAAAAUCAUUUUCAUGGUAUUGGUGUUCUUUCUUUUGUAAAAGUCAGAUCUUUAUUACUUUCACUGACAUGAAUAAUUUGAUGGAACAUUUGAGAUACUAAUUUAACGGUUUGGUUUGUAUUUUGGA